Messenger RNA from Medicago truncatula (barrel medic), 2052 nucleotides. RefSeq lists its product as uncharacterized. The transcript is spliced from 5 exons. Gene Ontology annotation, molecular function: nucleic acid binding. Lineage: Eukaryota; Viridiplantae; Streptophyta; Magnoliopsida; Fabales; Fabaceae. Bases 1 to 2052 code for a protein of 683 amino acids. Gene Ontology annotation, biological process: DNA integration. The record is from RefSeq and is a predicted model, not a curated record.
AUGGGACUAGCUGAGAUGAGAAUUCCUUUGCCGCUUCUUUCCCCAUCAAAAACCGCCCAACUUAGGGGAAAGCUUUACCAAUUUACUCAAAAAAACGGGGAAUCUCUUUUCGAUGUGUGGGAGCAUUUUAAAGAAAUACUUAGACGUUGUCCCCAUCACGGUUUGGAGAAAUGGUUAAUCAUCCACACCUUUUAUAACGGUCUAACAUCUAACACUAAAUUAACUGUUGAUGCAGCUGCAGGUGGUGCCCUAAUGAACAAAGAUUUCACAACAGCUUAUGCCUUGAUUGAGGACAUGGCUCUAAACCUUUUUCAAUGGACGGAAGAGAAAGCAAUCAUCAAUCCUUCACCCUCUAAAAAAGAGGCAGAGCUUAAGGACCAAACUAGACUUUUGAGAAACUCUCUUGCUACUCUCACAACAAAGAUAGACUCCAUCUCCUCUCACAACAAAACUUCUGAAACUCAGCUCUCCCAAGUAGUUCACCCCAACAAAAUGAAUGUUGUUACACUUAGGAGUGGCAAGCCACUCGAAGACCCCAUAAGGAGAACCAAAUCCAAUGAUAGUGAGAAAGAGAUCUGCGAACCACCAUCUAGGGAAACUAGGGCAGAAAGACGAGUUGAGGAAAACACACCACCUCCCUUUAAGCCAAAAAUUCCCUUCCCACAAAGGUUUGCCAAAUCUAAGCUAGAUGAGCAAUUUAAAAAGUUCAUAGAGAUGAUGAACAAAAUAUACAUUGAUAUGCCUUUCACCGAAGUCUUAACCCAAAUGCCUACCUAUGCUAAAUUUUUGAAAGAAAUACUUUAUAAAAAGAGAAAAAUUGAGGAAGGGUCAGAAGUAGUGAAGAAAGCUAUGUGUGAUCUAGGAGCCAGUGUCAGCCUAAUGCCUUUAUCCCUUUACGAGAGGUUGGGAAUAGGGGAACUUAAAUCGACAAGGAUGACCCUACAACUAAAGAAGUUCUUCCAUGAUCUGAAGCACUACUAUUGGGAUGAGCCCUACCUCUUCAGAAGAGGCUCAGAUGGGAUUUUCAGAAGAUGCAUUCCUGAAAACGAGGUAAAUGUGCAUUCCUUUAUUUCUAAAUGUGACAAAUGUCAACGCACCGGUAGUAUUACCAAAAGAAAUGAAAUGCCUUUGAACAACAUCCUUGAAGUCGAAAUUCUUGAUGUUUGGGGUAUUGACUUUAUGGGACCAUUCCCCUCCUCUUUCGGGAAUCAAUACAUAUUGGUAGCAGUUGACUAUGUGUCCAAAUGGGUUGAGGCCAUUGCUUCCCCCACUAAUGAUGCACAAAUUGUUAUAAAACUGUUUAAAAAAGUCAUCUUUCCUAGGUUCGGAGUGCCACGGGUUGUGAUAAGCGAUGGAGGGUCUCACUUCAUUUCAAGACAUUUUGAAAAACUUUUGCAAAAACUUGGAGUGAGACACAAAAUUGCGACACCCUAUCACCCCCAAACUAGUGGACAAGUGGAGGUCUCAAAUAGACAAAUCAAAGCUAUCCUUGAAAAAACUGUUUCAACCUCUAGGAAAGAUUGGUCAACUAAGCUUGACGAUGCCCUUUGGGCCUAUCGAACGGCUUAUAAAACCCCCAUUGGAAUGACCCCUUUUAAACUUGUCUAUGGGAAAUCCUGUCACCUUCCCGUUGAACUCGAGCAUAAGGCCUAUUGGGCAAUUAGAAACCUCAACUUAGACCCCAAUUUAGCCGGUGAAAAAAGAAAGCUUCAAUUAAGCGAGCUAGAAGAACUUAGGAUACAUGCCUAUGAGAAUGCCCGCAUUUAUAAGGAAAGAACUAAGAAUUGGCAUGACAAGAAAAUCGUCAAGAAGCACUUCAAAAGCGGUGACCUUGUGCUACUCUUUAAUUCUAGGCUAAAGCUCUUUACCGGUAAACUGAGGUCACGAUGGUCCGGUCCUUUUCAAGUUCGCACAGUCUACCCUUAUGGGGCGAUUGAAAUAUUUUCUGAAGAAACAGGAUCCUUCACGGUUAAUGGGCAAAGGCUUAAAAUCUAUAAUACCGGAGAAGUAAAUGAAGUAGUGGCUGAUUUCACUCUGAGUGACCCACCUUAA